AUGUUACCUCGUUUGUUUCCUUUCCUUAAAGUUAAUUUCCAUGAGUUAAUCCUGCUACCACGUUUUGGCUCGCGUUUUGUGAACGCGCGGGCCAAAUAUCUUCCUAUAAUUCAAGGUGUAGGUGCCUCUUUUAAUUUCCGAUCUCGUUACCAAGGAGCAGAAUUUCAACCAUUUCGUUUGUAUACUUCUGUGGGCGAACCAACACAAAACGCUCAAUAUAACAGCGAGCUCUCGGAUUCCACAUAUCACCAACUCUCGGAGACGACGAUGGAACAUUUGCUGGAGUAUUUUGAAAAUUUAGGUGACACCUUGGACAACGAGGAUUAUGAUGUCGAAUAUUCGUAUUUUUUUAAUAUGAUAUCCGAUUACAUUAAUGAUAAUCAGGCCGGUGUUUUAACACUUAAAUGCGGUGUGUCAGGCACUUAUGUAAUUAAUAAACAACCUCCAAACAAGCAAAUUUGGUUAUCUUCACCGAUUAGUGGUCCCAAACGUUAUGAUUAUGAUCCACAAAAAAAAAGAUGGGUUUACAAUAGAGAUAGCACAACGUUAGAUGAAAUACUUAACGAGGAACUGUCGUUGAUACUUAAUGUUAAAGUUGACGUACCAAUAGCAUGA
Molecule: messenger RNA, 615 nt
Organism: Acaulospora morrowiae
Lineage: Eukaryota; Fungi; Glomeromycota; Glomeromycetes; Diversisporales; Acaulosporaceae
Source: the annotation of a GenBank genome assembly